This is a messenger RNA of Suillus plorans, 651 nucleotides long. RefSeq lists its product as uncharacterized. The transcript has 3 exons. The record is from RefSeq and is a predicted model, not a curated record. NCBI's taxonomy places the organism in Eukaryota, Fungi, Basidiomycota, Agaricomycetes, Boletales, Suillaceae. Gene Ontology annotation, biological process: transcription by RNA polymerase III. The coding region runs from base 48 to 233 and encodes 61 amino acids. Gene Ontology annotation, cellular component: RNA polymerase III complex.
CCGAGCUGUAAUGAAAAAGGAGAUCAAAGUAACACAGGAAGAAAGAUAUGAGCGGUGAAGAAGCCAUGGCGCUCAGUCAUAUUCAAGCUUCAGCAAACGAAGGCAUCUGGAACAAACGCCUAAAAGCCAAAACGGAACUGCACCAAACCAGCAUCGAUAGAUACUUCAAAUUACUAGUUCAGAAGCAGCUCGUGAAAGCCGUCAGGGUGCGUUCGACCAUUCAAAGUUCUUAGUGCAUUUCCUCAUAUGCUUGCACUAUGCUAAGCCGCAAGAUCUACAAGCUCGCGCACCUAUAACCUUCAGUCGAGCUUACGGAUGGACCAUGGUACACUGACAACGAACAAGACACGAAAUUAUCAAGCUCCUCUCAAUUGCAUGUAUGUAUUACAUUCGUGACCGUGUACUUCCCUUUCCUUCUCCUACAAUUCAAACUCACAGUAUUCUUUUCCGGUAGUCCUUCCCAAAACAAAGCUCCAAAGCUUCCUCCCAAAACGAACGCAAACUCUACUUCAUUAGCGAUGCACCCUCCUAUCCAUCUGCCCAGCACAUUCAGCGUUUUUUUGACUAAGAGAAAGAUCACAGAGAUUCGGUUGGGCAUUGAGCGUGUUGAGAUGCUUUUGAAGGAGCUGGAGUUGGAUGGGGAGAUUGAGA